AUAACGUCCUGGGCUAGUUCAUAUAAACAAAGACAUGAGAGAAUUUACAUUUCCAAAGAAAAAGGAAAUAGAGAAUGAGCAUUAUGUAGUUGGUUUUCAAAUACAAAAGUUUUCGACGAUUGGAUACUUUAAAACGCGACUUUUAAGUGAAGGAUAAAAUUGAGAAUAGUCCACGUUGCAGAUAAAUCAAAAUUGUAUAUAUAUAUAUUCGGUGCGCGGACACCAUAGUUGCUAGGGAGUGCAGUGUCCAGUUUAAAAUCUAAACCAAAGCGGAUUGAUACACAAUUUGAAGCGGCAAAGGGCGCGUAGGACUGUGGAAAAUUUGAUUAUCAUAUUUACAAAGUCGUUGUUAGGUACAGUAGAUAGUAAGAUCAAAUCAACAUAACGAAAUGGCAGACCAACUGACAGAGGAACAAAUUGCCGAGUUCAAAGAAGCCUUCUCGCUGUUCGAUAAAGAUGGAGAUGGCACCAUCACCACCAAAGAGCUGGGCACAGUGAUGCGCUCGCUGGGACAGAACCCCACAGAGGCCGAGCUGCAGGACAUGAUAAAUGAGGUGGAUGCUGAUGGAAAUGGAACCAUUGACUUCCCUGAGUUCCUGACCAUGAUGGCGAGGAAGAUGAAGGACACUGACAGUGAGGAGGAAAUCAGAGAAGCUUUCAGAGUCUUCGACAAGGAUGGUAACGGCUAUAUCAGUGCUGCAGAGCUGCGUCACGUUAUGACAAACCUCGGUGAGAAACUGACAGACGAGGAGGUGGAUGAGAUGAUCCGGGAGGCUGAUAUCGAUGGAGAUGGACAGGUCAACUACGAAGAAUUUGUGCAGAUGAUGACGGCAAAAUAAUACCGUAAACCCAAAAGAACCCUUCACCACAAGACCAAACAGAGGGCAACACACUCACUGUCAACACUCGACUGUCCUUUUAUUUUUUGCUUUGCAUUUGGUUGCUUUCCCCCUUUGUCCAUUUUGCUUGAUUCACUCAUCUGCAUAAUCUGUUUUCUUUCAUUGUUGCUCUUUUCUUUGACAUUUCUUUUUUUUCUCUCAAGUAAAAUAUUGAACAAUUUCUAGCUAAAAUGUAUAUGGGAAGAGAAAUGCAUGCUGUGUUUCUUUGGGAAUAUUUUUGUGCUACUCUGCUUGCAUUGUUUAUUACAUGGUCUAUUCUCAUGCAAUUUACGGUUGUAGAUAUUUGCUAUCUUUUAGAAGUGCAAAAGAUUAACAUGAUGGGAGAUGACAGGAUUUCAACUAUAAAAUAGACCGUAAUGUACUUCCAUGUGUGUAUGCGCAUGUUUUGGUCAUUUUUUUAAAAUGUUAACAAAAUUCAUGUUUCUUUGAAAUUGUAACACAUUUCUAUUUAAGCAUAUACCCAGACUUAAAUGCAUGCUUACAAACUCAUGAUUAGUUGGCUGCAAAGUUGAACAUUUGGGUAUAGCAGACAUGGUUGUCCAAGCACUCCCCUGUGCCGUGCUGUAUGCAUAUCUCCGUUAUGACCUGAUGUUAAACAUUUGAAGAUUUUCUUAUGCUAGAGCAGGGACGUGUUCAUUAUGCUGUUUCUGUUGCAAAAUGUUUUUGAUUAAACUGAAAACAGAAUAACUUGUGUUUUGGUUAUUAAAUGUUAAUUGGUUUCCCUAAUGAAUAUGCCCCUGGUCUUUCUGUUCAGCACCACCAGUCUUGUUUGAAAUGAUUUAUGCUAUUUUAACAAUCAAAUAAUGAUUUCAUGUAGAUUUCACUUAUGCGUAAAGAUGUAAGGCAUUACUAUUUUUUUAUGGUUAUGACAUAAGUGGCAAUGAACUUCAAACACACUCUGAACAACUUCCCCAAGCAAAUGCCACUCACCUUGUAAUUGUGGUUUUAAAGGAAACUCUGUACAAGAAAAUGCAUUUCCCUGUCUAUUUUUGAAAAUAUGUUACCUGUGGAAGGGUGAAUACAAGUUGUUUGAGUCUGCUGCUUGUGGUUUUGUACUGAACUUGUGUGUAUGUGAAGUCAUGGUCUGUUGUCGCUGUCCUAUCUGAUCAUGCCAUAUUGCAUAUUUAACUUGACAACCUUUCAUGUUGUCAUCCAUAUUUUAGUUUCCCCCUCCCAUUCCUCAGUUUACUUUUUUACUGUCCAUAAAUGUUGUCUUUCUGUUAAUGAUCUUUGUUAAAAAAAAAAAUAAUGGAAUACUU
Salmo salar (Atlantic salmon) is the source of this 2158-nucleotide messenger RNA. Its product is annotated as calmodulin-1. Gene Ontology annotation, cellular component: myosin II complex. The record is from RefSeq and is a predicted model, not a curated record. Gene Ontology annotation, molecular function: calcium ion binding. Lineage: Eukaryota; Metazoa; Chordata; Actinopteri; Salmoniformes; Salmonidae.